GGGGGGCGUGGAGUCCUGCUUUCUGCACAGAAAUCCACUCCAGUGCUUUAGGGCAGCCAUCAUAGUGUUCAUUAUUGUGUACAGCUGAGGGAGGAAGAAAAAAAAGAGGGAGCUGACCGGGGAAAGAAAACCUGUCUCUUUGUGUGAGAAGGACCCACCAGGAAAGUGUUUUUCGGAUAUAUAUAUAUACAUAUAUAUAUCUUUUUUUUCUUUUGUCUUUUUGGAGGUUUUUGCCACAGAAAGGCUCCUCUCCCUGAGCUUGUCCACUUUCAUGUCUGCCAAAGCUGUCUUACACUAGACUGACGCACAAGUAUGCUCCUCCAGCCAGCAAAACAGCGACACCCAGGCUUCUCCUGAUAAUGAGAGCCAACGUCAGACUGGUUUCCAUGAAUAUUGAUGUGGAGCAUAGACUGUUUCAUAGAACAGAAGGAGGCAAGAUGGCUGCCCUUUAGGAUUUGUUAAAGAGGCGAUCCAGACAAUUUGCUGGAAUUUCUACAAAGUGGAGGGACAUAAAAAGAAGGUGGGACAGAGGGCAGCCUGGUGUAUGGGCUCUGAGCAGGCCAGAUGGAAACAGAAGAGGCCACACAUGAGGCGGAAGAAAGUCUGAUGUUGGGACAGUUCGGAACAUCUCGGCACAGUUCUCACAAAUUCCAGAAUGGAGCCCGGUUUUCACAGGAGGAUUCUCUGCAGAUCAGCGACGGUGAGAGCUGGAUUACGGACGCGGUGCAUCACGACCCCUGCAAAGCCGUUGGCUCCAUGAAGAGGUACAGGGAGAACUGCAACGCCCCAGCUUCAGAGCAAGCAUUGUUCCAACAGGGGUUCUACAAGAUGAACGGAGAUUUAAUGAAUGGGGAGUUGAAGCAUGGAUUCACUGAGCAGUCCUUACUGGUCCACCAGCCUAAGAAAAUGAAAGUAGAUGCUGAAAUGAAAGAAAACUGUGACUCAAGCUAUAAUUUGGUGAAAAACUUAUCUGAGUCAACAAAGAAAACUGAAAUGGAACACACUUCUGCUCAGACUGAUAUUAAUUUUGAAAUAAGGAACUGUCAUAUAUCUAAUGGAGAUAUUUUCAGUCUACCACGAAAUAAGCCAGUUCCAAAUGGUGCUGUAUCAUCUUCCUCAACCAUAGAAAGCAUUCCAGGUGAUCUUUUGGAAAAAACCUUGUCUCAGUAUUAUCCUGAGCAAGUGUCCAUUGCAUCACAAGCAUCUGGAUCACAGCUAGAUACUGUCAACGACUCAUUGGCCACACACUCGGCCAGUGAAGGUGCUCAACCCCCUACUGUAAUCUCAGGGUUGCCAGAGUCACAGCAGCAGCCGCCUGCAGCAUCUGCAGAAGGCCUGAACAGCUACAACUCUGGCAACUAUUUAGUAAAUGGAUAUUCCGGUAAUUUUGGAGUAAACCACCAUCAGCAACAUCCUCCAUCUUGCUCUGGUCAGGAGAUAGCUCUGGGGGCACAACAACAUCCCAAUGGGGCACAAUUCUUUCCAGAUGACACAAACCCUCAAGGAACAUAUACAAAACCCCAGAAGAAGUACAACCCAAGGUCUUUUCUUACCCAUCGUAAUCCCUUACAGACCGCAGAGGCAGCCGGAUAUGGAUCCCUUCCUAAUUCUGGCGUACAUGAGAACAGCCAAAGUGACAAACAUGCCGCUGCUCUGCACCAUGACACCAGCAUAGGACUCCAGUAUAGGACACAAACUCAAAACUUUCAGGAUAAUGCUGGGGAACAACAUGAUGGCCACCUGGGAGCCAGUCUCCAGCAGCAAAAUCACUUAGGGUCAGUAAACAGUAUGGAGAACACACAUCAACAGAGAGCCACUCCCAGCCAAACUAACUGGAUAGAAAUUAAUCUUUCACAUUCCCAUCAGCAGCCGAUACACUCCCCAUCAUCCCAGGCAAAAGAGCAAGGCAUGUGGAGGGACAUUCCUGCAAAGUCUAAGUCAGAACAGCAGACCACCAGCCCCCAGGUAAUGGAGCCAAACCCAGUGCAAAGGUACAGGAAAACACAUACACAAGGACCUUUCACAGAUACCAGCCAAGGGUCUAACAGCUCCCAGCAAAAACAGCAGGACUUUCUACCUGCUCAGAUGCAAUGUGCUUCAGUUCAGCACAACACUGCCCCUGAGUGGCAGCAGUCCAACUCUAAAGCACCUCAGAUGCAGCAACAUUUGCUCCAGAAAACGCCUGAGACUAAAAACUUCCCUCAGAAUCAGCAAUCUAACUGCUACCUCUCCCCGAUGGAAUCAGAGCACUUACAUGAGGACAAAGACUUGGAGGAGAUACUGUCAGCAGAGUUUGUGACAACACAGCAACAGCACUGUCAUCUUCAACGCCCGCUGUCCCACCCACCACAGUUUGAAGCUCAGCAGCUCAAGUCCCCCACUUACAGACCACGCAGCCAGCCUCCACCAGGUCAACACCAGCCUCAACCAGACCAGCCUUUCAGUAACAACCAUCAGCACACUGACCAAUCAGCAUUUACCUACAGUAACACAGAGAUGCAACAACAACAACAUCAAAGACAGUGUCUUGUAAACUCAGGCAGCCAAAACCUCAAACAGUUUCAACCACAGCAGCCUAACACCCACUGCCACGAGCCCAACCACGUGGACUUAGCCCAGACCUCUUCACAGUCACAACCUCACUUUCCGCAGGGUCUGUGUAACCAACAGUCAGCGACACGGAUGUUUCCCAAAGCUGAAGAGCAGGCAAAGGCCUCUUGUUCUCAGUUCCAAACAGGACCUCGACUACCUCUGGGACCAGUAGGUCCCCACGUUGAAUUUCAGAGGCAUGCGGCUCUGCGCAUGCAUAUAUUACAAAGGCAGGAACGGCACGGCCCUCCUCACCCCCCUCAAAGCCCCUUUGACCCUAAACAAAACCUGAGAGCUGUAAAAAUGGAAAACGGCCCCAGAUUCGAGCUGGCUGCCUCCCGGCAGCAGGAACAGCUGUUUCAGACCCGUGACCCAGGGAUGGGUGGGGUUCAAAUCAAGCAGGAAAAUCAACAGUCCCUGUGUGUUCAAAACAAGAAGCCAGGGAGCAUCCUCGCCAAUAUGGAACAAAGUUUGAGGCAGUACGAACUCUCAAAUCUAUUUGAGAAGAAACCCCACGUCUCCAGUUCAUCUAGUAAAGUCAAGGUGGAAUCCUCAGGGCCUGUAACAAUCCUAUCAACCAACAUGGAUAUGACUGGGACAGACUCAUCAGCCACAGCAGCUUCGUCCACUUUAGCUCUGAAAAAGACGCUUGACUCCACUCCCAAGAAGGAACAACUCCUGAAAAGUUUCAUAGACUCCCCCAUGAAGCUGUUAGACACCCCUGUAAAGAAUCUUCUGGACACUCCCAUGAAAACCCAAUAUGAGAUCCCAUCAUGCCACUGUGUGGAUCAAAUCAUUGAGAAGGAUGAGGGUCCAUAUUACACUCAUCUGGGAUCAGCACCUACUGUCGCUGGCAUACGGGAAAAAAUGGAGAACAGGUCUGGCCUCAAUGGGCGAGCCAUCAGGAUUGAGAAAGUAAUUUACACUGGCAAGGAGGGGAAAAGUACACAAGGAUGCCCCAUAGCCAAAUGGGUGAUUCGACGAGGCAGUGUGGAGGAAAAGUUACUGGUUUUGGUGCGUGAACGUACUGGUCACAGAUGUGACACCGCCUGCAUCGUAAUUGUAAUCCUGGUCUGGGAAGGCAUCCAGCCCAGUUUGGCCGACCGCCUCUACCUCGAGCUGAGUGAAACUCUGACAAAACAUGGAGCUCAUACGCAGAGGCGCUGUGCUUUCAAUGAGGAGAGGACCUGUGCAUGCCAGGGCUUCAAUCCUGAAGCCAGCGGUGCAUCUUUCUCUUUUGGCUGCUCUUGGAGCAUGUACUAUAAUGGCUGCAAGUUUGCCCGGAGCAAAAUCCCAAGGAAGUUUAAACUAUUAGGAGAUGAUGUGAGAGAGGAAGAGAACCUUGAGAAAAAUCUUCAAAAUUUGGCAUCAUUACUGGCUCCCUUGUAUAAAAUUAUGGCACCUGAAGCAUAUGGAAACCAGGUUGAACAUGAGCACAGGGCCCCUGAUUGUCGUCUGGGGCUCAAGGAGGGACGGCCUUUCUCCGGAGUCACGGCAUGUUUGGACUUUUGUGCCCAUGCUCACAGAGACCUUCACAACAUGCAGGGAGGAAGCACUGUGGUGUGUACAUUAACAAGGGAGGAUAAUCGAGAAAUUGGAAAAAUCCCAGAGGAUGAACAGCUCCACGUCUUACCUCUUUAUAAGGCUUCUAACACUGACGAGUUUGGCAGUGAAGAGGGCCAGCAGGAAAAAAUAAAAUCAGGGGCCAUUCAAGUCCUCAGUGCCUUCCGUCGCCAGGUGCGCAUGCUUGCAGAGCCCGCCAAGUCUUGCCGGCAGAAGAAGCUGGAUGCGAAAAAGGCCGCCGCCAACAAGAAUGCUGCGCUGGAAAGCUCAAACGAAAAGGCAGAUAAGGCCCUUCUGGCCAAGUCAAAAGCUGGCACUUAUGAGAACACUAUUCAGAGCACUCCAUUUACAGGUGCCAUGGGAGUACCCCUGCAGGCAGGUCACCCAUCAUACCCCCUUGGGGUCAUGUCACAGGAAAUUAAGCAACAACAGCACCAGGGUGUGUUCCCCGCUCACACCGCCUCACCAAACGCUGCUCUCCCAAGGUUCACCAACAGCACCGGCUCUUUUCCAGGCCCUCCGAAGCCAGGAAGCAUUUACACACCACAGCCAUCGACACCAGUCGACCCUUACCUUCCUUCACUUCCACACUCUUACAUGAAUGGGCCAAAUCGUCCACAACCAGGUCACCAGUGUAACGGAGGAAUGCCUGUUGAAAGAUACCAUCCAUUCUAUGCGUCAAACCAAAACCAGCUGGAUAUCUAUCGCCAACAGCGGCCACCGCUUUACCCCGAGCAGCAGUAUGGUGUCCAACAACGCUUUGAGUUCACUUAUCCAUCUAGGUACAGUCAACCAGGCUUCCAGGUUAAUGGUUACAGUGCCAUGCAACAACCUCAGCCCAUAAGACAUUAUGGUCCUUUCGGCCACAGCAGAAGCUCAGAUGCCCGGGUUAUUGACCCCCUAUCAGGAGCACCCUCUGUUCAUGGUGGCAUAGAGUAUGCACUUGCUGUAGGCAAAGGCAGUCCGUUUGGAGAAUACCCAAAUCCAUAUAUGCCUCAGAGCCCACACAUCCCAGGCCAAGAUGCCUUCCAUAUGCAAAUCAAGACAGAGAUGGGCUUGCCUAGCCCUCAGAUGCUGCCAGCUCAGAUCAGUAGUGGCUGUUUAAACCCCGAAACACAGGCAGGGUUGUGUCUUCCCAACGGUGGCCCCAUGGGGUCCGUUAUUAAGCAGGAGCCUGGAAUGCCACCGACACCCACAACCCCAAAAAAGCCAGAAAUGUGGUCGGACAACGAGCACAACUUCUUGGAUCCGGAGAUUGGGGGUGUGGCUGUGGCCCCAAGUCACGGUUCGGUCCUCAUCGAGUGUGCGAAACGGGAGCUGCACGCCACAACACCCCUCAAAAACCCAGACCGCAACCAUCCAACGCGGAUUUCCUUAGUCUUCUACCAGCACAAGAACCUGAACGAGGCAAAGCACGGGCUGGCGAUGUGGGAGGCAAAGAUGGCAGAAAAAGCUCGAGAGAAGGAGGAAGAAGCCGAGAGGAACCGCGGGGAAGGGACUCCGAGCAAGAGCAGCAAGAAGGGGGGGAAGCGGGAGCAUUCAGAGUCUUCAGAGACCACCGGGGAACCUCCAUACAAGCGUUUCAUCAAAGCACUAAUGGAAGGAUCGUCAUCAUCGUUCACAACUAAUACUCACGUCAUGACAGCUCCAUAUGCAUUCACCAAGGUCACAGGGCCUUACAGUCAGUUUGUGUAGAAAACAACCUCUAAGGAGCCUGAAGGUGCUACAACACAAUCCACAUGCAACAAAUCACUAACAGCAGCCUUGUGAUGAAGAAACAAAUGUGCUAUGUUUCUCACCUCUCACACAACUGAGCUUCACUAGUUGAUCCUACUGAGGACCUGGUAACUCUUGCAAUAUACCAGAAAAAAAUAUGUGGUGCUUUCAGUCCAACACACAAGGAUCUUUUUCAGCUGGAAACAAAGUUUCAUUUACAGCAGCUUUAUUUUUCUUACAGAAUUUCUAAUCUUUGCAUAAAACACUGACUUUGCAAAGUCCAGGACUCGUGGUGCUGAAAAGUUUGCCCAUCCCCACUUUUCUUUAUUCAAAUGCCUUUACACUAAAACAAGAAUACACUCUACAAGAGACUCCCAGAUAGUGUACUGGACACUGGUUCACCUGACAGUGAAAUCAUGAGCAUCUCCAUCAUUUUUAAGAAGUCAGUGUUUCUUGGAGCACUUUUUUUAAUCAUUCGAGUUCAUGUUUCUGACAUCAUGAAAAUAAAAUCUACAAUGGGGUUAUGCUGUAUACAAAAAUGUGCAGGCGCAACUCAGUAAAUUAGAAUAUCGUCAAAAAUGUAACACAUUUUUGCAAUUCAGUUCAAAAACGUGAAACUCGUUUCAUAGGUCCGUUACUCAGUGGUGUAUCUUAAUUGUUUAUUUCUAUUAAUUUCAAGGAUUAAGGCUUAGAGCUAAUGAAAACCCAAACUGCAGCUUCUCAGAAAAUUAGAAAACUACAUAAAGUCAAUUAAAAAAGCAUUUUUAAAACAGAAACCUGAGCAUGUUCAAAAUUGUCUUGGUUGAGGCUUUUUGCUUUAAUUUCUGCAUCAGUGCAGUGUGGCAUUAAGCUCAUAAUGCUUUAAUAGCAGCCUUCAGAUCCUCUGCAUUGGUGGGUGUGGUGGUUCUGGUUCUGUAGGUGUUUUAGGUCAGUAAAACCAUGGUUAUUAAAACAAGUUGGUACCGUUGGCAGUGUGAGCAAGAUUUCUUUGAUGAUUGCAAUGACUGGACUUGAUAAAACACCAGUUGAUCACUGAAUCUGGAAACUUCACAUUACCCCUCAAGAGCUUGGAUUUUAAAGGAUGUAGUUAUCCCAAUUCUUUGUGCACCUUUUUUUCCUACCACACUUUUCCUUCCACUCAACUUUACAUCAAUAUGCUUAGAUAUUAAUUAGUAAUUUGCCCUUCUUGUGGAGGGUGCCAAAUAGAAAUGGGGCUGUUAUUUUAAUGUGAAAAAGUUUUAUCAUGAAGAUAAAAGGGAUUUAUUGUGAUAAUCUCUUAGUAUUUUAUGUAGCAAACCCUAAAAAUGGUCUGCGAAGAUUUUAUCUAUAGUGGUAUUUAUGUUUUGUGGGGCUUUUACUAUAUGCAUUGACACACAGUUACAGCUGUAGUCUAUUAGUAGUAGUCCUGCUAUUCAUUUUUAAAUAUAUUUUUGAAUACUUUUUGAGAAUAUCAGCAGCAUGUUUUAUAAUUUCUAUCAUUAUUGCAGCAACUCACGAAGUCCACAUGCUUGUGAAGGCUUGAUGAUAUUCAUCAUCGUAGCAUUUCUGUUUUAAAAAUCGUUUUUUAAUCCGUCUAAAGUAAAACAAGCUGAAUAUUAUUUUAUUUUUUAUUGGCUCCCAGCCAUACAUAAUCAAAAUUACCUGAAAAAUGCUUGACAUAUAACCCAUUUCACAUUUUGUAUUGAAUUAUUGGAAUAAUUUUUUAAUGAUAUUCUAAUUUAAGGAAAUGCAUCUGUACUACUUGAUUCAAGACAUGCAAAAAAAAAAAGGUUCAACUCGUUGGCAUAUUGGUGCUUUUAUCACUCUCCGACGUCACUUAUACUGUAAAAUUGAGCCAUUCAGGUGGUGCAUUUUAAACAUUUUGAGACAAAAGUACAUUUUCUCUUUAGUUUUAAGCAAGUUUUACUUUGCUGUUCUUUGUGACUGUUUUUAUAGCUCUUAGCUGUAGGUUUGCCGAACAUCCUGGCUUGUGAAUAUUACAUGUAGUUUUUACGUGUGUGGUGCUCAGUAAAUGUGCUUUUUAUACACUGAGGAACAUAAAAACAGGGUAAGCUCAGUGUCAGAGGGCAGCUGGCUUGCUGUUGUGAUCGAACUAAGAUGAAAAGGUGAGAUUUGUACAGUAAGUUAAUUACCCAAAUUGGACUUUUGGGAUUUAUGUUGUAAAUUGUACCGAGUGUCAUUGUGUUUUCUUUAGGUUUCAACUCAUUUUAUUUUAACCAGGUGCUAUUCAGCCUCGUAGAAAUGUACAAUGUGAAACUUCUGGAUAAAAUAAUGUACAGUAAAAAAAAAAAAAAGAAAAACCUGCCAAAUACCUCAAAACUAGCUCGGCAAUAGGAUUAUUACAUAUCUUUCAUCGUUGUGUUCUACUUUGACAAUAUUAGGCCACCAGAAGGCAAAAUGAAGCUCUUUUGUUUCUACUUUCAGUGUGCUUCGAAAGUAUUGAUUGAAAUUUAACAUUACUGUAAAAUCAGGGACAUUUUUAACUAAUUUUGUAUGCAUCAUCAAGCCUUAUUUUUACAGUCUGACUCGCUAUAGCCUCCUGAAUCCUGUUUGGGUUCUUGUUUAAUAGAUUUCACACAAAUUCAAAUGAAAAAAAAAAAAAAAAAUAGAUACUAUCCUGCAAAAUUUCUACUUCUAUUUUAGCUAGAGGGUAUUUUCUUCAAAAAUGAAUCGACAUAAAUGCACUGAGUUGACAAAAGGGAAUGAUGUUGAUCAAGUGAAAGCAAUCUGUUUGCUUUUGUUAUUAAGACCAGAGCAGUGAUUAAUGUGCAGUGAUUAGAAAAUUUUAUUUAUAACCACUUAGCAACUGUUUAAUUAUUUGUUCCACCUAAUUAAGGCAAUUUAAUUGAAUAUCAGUCGUAUUUUAGCUAAAGCUCUCUCCAAUUCGUUCUCAUAUUGAUUUCUUUGAAAGCACUUCAUUUACUUUUCAGGAAAAGAUGUAGUAACAAAAUAAAAUGUUUUAUUUAAACAAAUUGUACAUGUGUUUAAAAGAUAAAUUAUGUUGCAUUGUAUAUAGCAAGAAUUUGUAUUGCCGGAGUAAAACUCACUGAUUUUCAUGUUAAGCUCUUUUUGCUUUGUCAAAUUGACCCAUGGCUCCACAAAUAUGAUCUUUAAAAUAAAAAUGAAUAACUGGAGGAUUUUCAGGCGAAUAAAAAGAUAACAGAUUAUCCAGGAAGUUUUUUUUGUUUGUUUUUGUUUGUAAAUACUACACUCACUUUCACAGCAAUGUUUACAGUUUGAUGCUAGCUCAGUCAUUUAGAGGCUCUAGUUUUUAAUCGUUUUAUAAAACGGAUCUUCAUAUUAAAAAAAACAAAAUGAAAGAAAUGUUGAAUAUCGUUGCACAGGACCCAGCUACAGUAGCAGGUUGUCGAUGAGAAAGCCGAGGCACCAGAAGCGGGUUAAAGCAUAGCCAUACUUGAAGAUGCUUCAGUGUUUCUGAGUGAGUCAACUUUACUUGAAUGACUUUCCUGACUUAACCUGUGCUUUUCAUGUGCUGAACUCAGCAAGGUUAGGCCAGCAGUUCGUACACACUUGGGUCUUUUUGCAGUUAGACACUAAAAGAAAAACCAAAAAGUAAAAACAAAAAAAAUAAAAAAAUGUUGCCCAAGUUCUCUUGAAGUUUAGUAUGCUAAAACAAUGAAAUGCAGUUGGCUGUUAAUACUGUAAGUAUUGUAAUGGAUGCAGUUUAUUUGAAAGCUGUUAAUUGUAUCAUUCCUGAUGUUGCUGACAUGUGGGUGUUCCUUUUUUUUUUUAAUAAAACUUAUAUUUAUUUAAAGCAA
This is a messenger RNA of Girardinichthys multiradiatus, 9647 nucleotides long. RefSeq names its product tet methylcytosine dioxygenase 2 (gene tet2). The transcript is spliced from 10 exons. Gene Ontology annotation, biological process: myeloid cell differentiation; oxidative demethylation; positive regulation of transcription by RNA polymerase II. Gene Ontology annotation, cellular component: nucleus. Bases 565 to 5847 code for a protein of 1760 amino acids. NCBI's taxonomy places the organism in Eukaryota, Metazoa, Chordata, Actinopteri, Cyprinodontiformes, Goodeidae. Gene Ontology annotation, molecular function: DNA 5-methylcytosine dioxygenase activity. The record is from RefSeq and is a predicted model, not a curated record.